AUGGCGUCCUCGUCGAGACCGAAGAAUUUGACGUCAAGCGGGAGUGGAAAACGCCCAAAGGGGACCAACAAUACCGAGGACGACGAUGGCAUCACACCUUUACCCGGUAUAUCGCGAACAUCGACACUACCACUCCCCAAGAACUCGGGCCUCCGAUCACGAUCCGUAUCACCGGUGAAAAGGAAUGCAGGAAAGGGGAUAUACAAACAUGAAGAAUAUAACGAAUCAAAUGCGUCGUUAUUAUCCAAUGCUAGUUUUUUGCCGGAUACGCCGUCGCCGUUGUUACCACCGGAUUUAAAGAAGUUGAGGGCUUUUAGGAAGGGUAAUCCGAAUGGAGAGUUAGGGGAUGAUAGCGAUGAUGACGACGAUGAUGAUGGGUUUUCGGAGCUGGGGGGUGAUGCUUCUGUGGUGGAUAAACUCGCUAGGCUGGCUUAUAGGAAUUCGGGGAUGUUGCUUAUGCUUGCUGCGCAGGUGUUUGCGUCGAUUAUGAGUGUUAUUACGAGGUUGUUGGAGACUGGUUUUAAUACUGAGUUUGUUUUUGGGUUAUACUACUCAUUAACCUACCUCGACGUUUCCGACGCCACCGUCAUAACCUUCCUUGCGCCUUCGGUCGCCGGUUUCGCAUGCUACAUCAUCCUCAAAGAACCUUUCACCAAAACUGAAAUGAUCGCUGGAUUAGUAUCUCUUCUUGGUGUGAUUCUUAUCGCUCGACCGACGGUGUUAUUCAGCGGCGGCUCCAGUGAUCCAAAAGAUCAGGGUAGUACCGGCAGCGGCGGCACAGAACCUUCACCCACACAUGAAGGUAUACGACUAGACAUCGACGAAGCCACACCAUCACAACGGUUUACAGCCAUAAUGGUAGCUUUAUUGGGUGUCUUGGGGGCGGCUUCGGCGUAUACUACGAUCCGAUGGAUAGGGAAACGAGCACAUCCGUUGAUUACUGUGAAUUAUUUUUCUGCAUGGUGUACGAUCGUGUCGUUUUUGGGACUGUUGGUGUUACCGGGGAUUGGGUUUAAGGCACCGCAGACGUUUUUGCAGUGGAUAUUGUUGUUGGGGAUUGGGAUCUGUGGGUUUUGUAUGCAGUUUUUGCUUACGGCGGCGAUUCAGAGGGAGAGGACGGGGUUGGUUACGCAGAUGGUUUAUGCACAAAUGAUAUUUGCAUUAAUAUGGGACAAGGUUCUUUGGAACAGGUUGCCGGCUUGGACAAGUUGGCUUGGUAGUCUCUUGAUUCUGGGAUCGGGCUUCUGGGUUGCGUUCCAGAAGAACCGAAAGAAGAAGAGUUUGAAGGUCACAAAGAAAGAGGCUCGAUCGAAACGACAUGGACACAGUGGGGAUGAGGAAAGAGGAUUGGUCGCUGCUAAGGGGAGUGAUGAUGAGGACAGCGAAGAUGGAAGCGAGCUUGAUGAGGAUGAGGCGAGGGUAUUGGAUGUUGGGAGAGAAAUACAGAUGAAGAAUUUGGCACGGUGA
Molecule: messenger RNA, 1467 nt
Organism: Orbilia oligospora ATCC 24927
Lineage: Eukaryota; Fungi; Ascomycota; Orbiliomycetes; Orbiliales; Orbiliaceae
Exons: 4
Coding region: 1-1467 (488 amino acids)
Cellular component (GO): membrane
Source: RefSeq, a predicted model, not a curated record